Cygnus olor (mute swan) is the source of this 3399-nucleotide messenger RNA. RefSeq names its product adhesion G protein-coupled receptor G4 (gene ADGRG4). Gene Ontology annotation, biological process: adenylate cyclase-activating G protein-coupled receptor signaling pathway; cell surface receptor signaling pathway. NCBI's taxonomy places the organism in Eukaryota, Metazoa, Chordata, Aves, Anseriformes, Anatidae. Gene Ontology annotation, cellular component: membrane. The transcript is spliced from 23 exons. The record is from RefSeq and is a predicted model, not a curated record. The coding region runs from base 163 to 3399 and encodes 1078 amino acids. Gene Ontology annotation, molecular function: G protein-coupled receptor activity.
UGUCCAGAGGUCAGCCCCGGUCAGCUGCUGCCCUGUGAACAAACCCCAUCCAGCACGGUGCUUUGCUGCUUCUUCAUGUUAUGCCAGAGCCCCAUCGCCAGCACAGGGAGAUCUGUGGUCCAGGAAUGAACACCGGCUCAACUGACAGAACACGCCUAAAGAAUGAAGAUGUUCACGUGUAGACCUGGACAGCCCCCUUCUGACAAGGCUUUUUGCAUCUUGAUGGUUGCUGCUGGAUUUUUCCUUCUUGCAGAAACACGUUCUCUGCGUGGAGAAAGACUGGAUUUACUGGGAAGGAACGAUAAGUACGUGUCUCUGAUCAACUACAGCAUUCCUGAGCUAUGUCAGUUCACUGUGUGCCUUGAUUUAAACCGGACUGCUAACAUAAGCUCUUGGGCAGCAUUUUCCUAUGACACUAACAACACAUCCACUGACAUAGAUGACUUAGAGCUUGGUCUCUCUGGAGAAAACAAGCAGUUGAGAGUAUAUCUUUUUGGCACCAGUCGAAACAUUGGGAUUGAUUUAGCCCUUUUCACAUGGUAUAGUGUGUGCUGCUUAUGGGACAACAGAAAACAACUGCUGGAGGUCUACUGUAAUGAUAAUCUCGUGCAUAAAGAAACCAUAGACAGCACUGAGUGCCUGAAACCCAGUGGAAGCCUGGUGCUGGGUCACCUGCAUAAAAGAAAGGAUGGAUUUAUUGUACGAGUAAGCAACAGCUUCAUUGGUGGCUUGUACUACUUCCAAAUGUGGGACACUGUGAUGCGUCAGGAAGAGUUACUGGGGUGUGCUGAGGGCAAUAUUGUCGGCUGGAAGGAAGAGUACUGGGACUUCCGCAUUCCUCCAAUUGCUGACCAUCGCCUGCGCUGUGCUGGCUCAAGUGAAGCAUCAUCAACAAUGGCUCCUACGUUGCCACCGUUAUCUCCAACCAAUAGUGCCAAUGUUACCAUUGCACUCAGCUUCUACAACGUUGACAUGAACUUUUCUCUUUUCUACAAAACUGAGAGAGCUCCCGAUUACUAUGAUGCAAGGAAGCUUAUAGAAAACUGGUUUAAUAUCAUAUUCACUGGAGGAGAAUUUGUUGUGACAAACUUUAAAGUCAGGACUAAUUAUCCACAAAGCAGUGUCUAUAAGAGGACUCAAAUGAAGGUAAAGCAGAUGUCACAAAGCUAUGUCUGCAAGGCCAUUAUAAAGGCCACGUCACAUGAAACACAAGAAGUGCUGAUUCUCAAGAUAAAGCUGUUGCUGAACGACACUUAUGAAGAUGGACUGUUAUCAUUAUAUGUGAACCCUGAAGAUGUGGCUGUCAAGCCAAUAGUACUAAUGGACUGUCCAGAGAGCUUUUCACAGACAAAAUACAAGGGUAAUUAUUACUGGCCGCUAACAAGUCCAGCUACCAAAGCUGAGGUCAGCUGCAGCAAAAACCCUCUGGAGUCUGCUCAAAGGAGUUGUGGAAUUAACAUUGAUCUUGAGCAAGCUUUCUGGGAAAAACCCAAUAUGACUGAAUGUAAAUUACUGGAAGAACUUCCAAAUAAUAUUUUAGAUCUUCAUGAUAUCACCAUAACAGACGAGAAUGCACAAGAUGUUGUACAGCAUAUUUUAGAUCUCUUGCCAAAUGCAACACUGGAUAUGAAAGAAUUAGAAAUCAUUGCAAAUAAAAUUUCUGAUGUUGUGAAUUUGGAAGAUAUAAGUGUGACAAUUGCAGAGGAUAUAUUGACUAUAUUGAACUAUAUUUUACUUCAAGAAAUAGAAGAUCAGAACUUUAGAAAAAUGACCAAUAUUAUCCUGGAGACAACUGAGAAGAUAGGCUAUAAGAUGGCUUACACAGAAAGAAACGCAUCAGUCGUAACCACGUCCUUGGCUUUGCUGGUGAUGCGUCCAGAUCCCAGUGUAUUUGAAGGACUGGCCUUUGGUAUCACCUCAUAUGACCAAGGAGUGGAUCUCAAGAUCAAUGUUCAAGAAAACUCCUUCAAAAAGGCCUUGGCCUCAGUGUUUUUGCCAAAAUCACUGAAGACAUUCUUAGGGGACAAGUACUCUGACCCAGAAAAGCAUCCAAAGAUCCAGUUUAAUUUUUUUGGCACGACUUCACUUUUUGUGGAUGACAGUUUACAGAAGGAGAGGCUGAACACUUAUGUUGUGAGUGCCAGCAUUGAAAAUUCACUGAUUCAGAACCUUAAUGAACCUGUGAAUAUAACUCUUCAGCACAUAGACCAAAAUACGGGUAAUGCAGCAGUGCACUGCGCCUUUUGGGAUUUUCAGAAGAACAAUGGACUGGGUGGUUGGAAUACAUCAGGGUGUGAAAUGGAAUAUACAGAUAUGAAUUACACAAUCUGUUUUUGUAACCAUCUUACCCAUUUUGGAGUCUUGCUGGACUUAUCCCGGACAGAGAUAGAUACCAAAAAUGAUCGUGUAUUAACUCUGAUAAGCUAUGCAGGAUGUGGUGCUUCUUCCCUUUUUUUGGGUAUAACACUGGUGACAUAUCUAGCCUUUGAAAAGCUGCGGAGAGACAAUCCUGCAAAAAUCCUGCUAAAUCUUUGUGCCACGCUGCUGAUGUUGAACUUGGUCUUCCUGGUCAAUCCCUGGCUGUCCUCAUUCAACCAGCCAGCUCUCUGUAUCACUGUAGCUGCGCUCCUUCACUAUUUCCUGCUUGCAGCUUUCACAUGGAUGUGCCUGGAGUCUGUUCACUUUUACUUGUCUCUUGUAAAAGUUUUCAAUAUUUACAUCCCAAAGUACAUCUUAAAAUGCUGCAUUGCUGGAUGGGGAAUACCAGCUAUUGUAAUUAUUAUUGUACUCAUUAUAAAUAAAGACUUCUAUGGCGGUGGAUCACAGUCUGAGAAGAAUCCGUUCAGCAAUUUUUGCUGGAUUCAAGAUAACACAGUGUUUUACAUCUCCGUUGUGGCAUAUAUCUUCUUAGCAUUUUUGAUGAAUACAGCCAUGUUCAUCACAGUUCUCCUUCAAGUCCACUCUGUGAAAUCAAGGACACAAAAGAGACACAGAUUCUGGAAGCAAGUUUUUCUCCAGGACGUCAAAAGUGCCUUCAGUUUGAUGUUCCUUUUGGGCUUAACUUGGGGCUUUGCCUUUUUUGCCUGGGGAGCAGUAAGGAUAUUUUUCUUGUAUCUCUUCAGCAUUUUUAACAGCUUGCAAGGAUUCUUUAUUUUUGUGUUUCAUUGCCUAAUGAAGGAUGAUGUAAUGAAGCAGUGCCAGGUGCACUUUUGUUGGAGGAGAUUUAAUCGAAAGAAUUAUUCUGACUGGAGUGGAUCAAGCGCAUCUACACCAAGGAAUUUAAACCACCGACACCCUUCCCCAACUUUGUGGAAUCUAAAUUGCAAUGGAACAAGCUCAACUUUGAGUGGCUCGGAUUUCCCCUCCAGGACUUCUCCGAAUAUGAAUUUUAGGAUAUAG